Messenger RNA from Penicillium arizonense, 279 nucleotides. RefSeq lists its product as uncharacterized. Bases 1 to 279 code for a protein of 92 amino acids. The transcript is spliced from 2 exons. Gene Ontology annotation, molecular function: copper ion binding; oxidoreductase activity. The record is from RefSeq and is a predicted model, not a curated record. NCBI's taxonomy places the organism in Eukaryota, Fungi, Ascomycota, Eurotiomycetes, Eurotiales, Aspergillaceae.
AUGGCUUUCCAUUCUCCUUUCGCCCAAGACCACCCGAUGCAUCUGCACGGUCACGACUUUUGGGUCCUGGGCUCCGGUUAUGGCGAAUUUGACUCCUCAAAUCCCAACAGUCUCACGCUGGUGGAUGCGCCGCGACGAGAUGUCGCAAUGAUGCCAGCUAGUGGCUACUUGGUCAUUGCAAUCAAGACUAACAAUCCUGGUGCGUGGCUUAUGCACUGCCACAUCGCCUGGCACACCUCUGAAGGAUUUGCUGUCCAGAUACUCGAGCGUGAAUCAUAG